Messenger RNA from Oncorhynchus mykiss (rainbow trout), 3614 nucleotides. NCBI's taxonomy places the organism in Eukaryota, Metazoa, Chordata, Actinopteri, Salmoniformes, Salmonidae. The record is from RefSeq and is a predicted model, not a curated record.
GUGCUGUAUCCUGCAGUGACUCUGGCAGUAGCGACAGUUAGGGAAGUUAGUAACAACUACUACAGUAAAGGAGUACAGAACAUUAGUUGCUGUUGGAGAGACACCACACGGAUCAAGCCUUAUAGUCUGGGAAGACCACGAACAGAGUAGGACUUCUGAGGAUAUCCUUCCUUCCCAUCUAUAGUAUCUGGACUGAGGAGGGACUCCACCUGUAACGUUGUGAUUGGGAUUAAGUGAAGGCUCUAACCUGGGUGUGCGCCAUAACGGUGAAACUGGAUGAACACAGGCAGCCUACUGAGAGACCAUGAUGAGGAGGGGAGAGGAGCGAGAGGACAUCACCACUCUCAUCGCCAUGACUAACACUGCAGACCACAACUACGGGAGCAUGGAUACUGGGAUGUCUCAGGUCAGCUCUGGGGACAAAAAUGUGUUCAGCGACGGCAUCACUCGCAUUGACUUUGUGUUAGUUUGGGAGGAGAGUUUAGCUGUGUUGAAGGAUGGCACAUUAGAGAAAGACAAGUCAAGUCACGCCACCCAAGACUCACACAGGAAGUGGAGGGAAGACUUCCUGUCCAGACUUCAAGCAGCCGGCAUCGACCAGGAGAUGCGGGAAGUUCUUCAAGCUAAGAAGAAAAUCUCCUAUGUGCUCCUGAGCGCCCCCUGGAGUGUCCUUUGCUACUAUGCUGAGGAGAUCAGUCUCCGGGUCCCUCUGCAGAUGGUAACCACACCAAACUUCAACUGGUCAGAGAGGAUGCUAGAGAAAAUAAAAAUCCCAAACCUCAUGAGCCAAGACGUGCCCAGCAUGCCCCCGGACUAUUACACCUGCCAGUUUCGCACCAACAAACUGGAAAGGUUUCUGGGCAGUGAGAAUAAGGAGACGUUCUUCAAGACUACCCAAAGACACCAAGUACUGUAUGAGAUUUUAGCACGGACGCCUUAUGGGGCAUUAAAAAGAGGAGAGGUGGGAAUCGAAAGGCUGCUCAGCGAGAAUGCCUUCUCUGCUGCAUACCCCCUGCAUGAGGGUCCAUUUGAGAUGCCCGGGGGGGAGGCGGUGGACUCUCAGUCCUUGAGCAUGAGGCAGAUCCUCCACCAGUAUUGGGCUCGCUGGGCCAGCUGGAAGAAAUACCAGCCUCUGGAUCACAUCCGAGAGUACUAUGGAGAGAAGAUAGCACUGUACUUUGCCUGGCUAGGGUUCUACACAGGCUGGCUGCUCCCAGCAGCUGUGGUCGGAACACUGGUCUUUCUGUUUGGGAUCUGGCUGAUGGUCACUGAUGCGCCAGCGCGGGAGAUCUGUGAGAGCAAGGAUGAGUUUGUCAUGUGUCCUCUGUGCAAAAUCUGCUCCUACUGGAACCUAUCCAGCAUCUGUACCACCUUCAAGGCAGGGCUGUUAUUUGACAAUGGGGGCACGGUAUUCUUCAGUAUUUUCAUGGCUCUAUGGGCUGUCACUUUCCUGGAAUACUGGAAGCGCACCAGUGCAGUGCUGGCCCACCGAUGGGACUGUUCAGAGUUUCAGGAAACUGAGGAGCGCCCAAGGCCAGAGUUCACUGCCACAGCGCCCAUGACCCUGCGGAACCCUGUGACUGGUGCAGAGGAGCCUUACUUCCCAAAGCGACGCCGCUUCAACCGCACCCUGACCGGCGGCAUGGUCAUCAUAAUCAUGGUAUCUGUAGUGCUGAUGUUUGUGGUGGCGAUCAUCGUUUACCGGGUGAUUCUGAGCAUCAUCAUUUACAAAUCUCACAAUGCCUUCUUGAUCUUCUCUGCUGGUCGGAUAGCCAGCCUCACAGGGUCCGUGCUGAACCUUCUGGUGAUCCUCAUGCUCUCCCGGGUCUACAUCUACCUUGCCCAGGUCUUAACGCGUUGGGAGAUGCACCGCACACAGACCAAAUAUGAGGACAUGUUUAUUCUCAAGGUCUUCAUCUUCCAGUUUGUCAACUUCUACUCCUCCCCGGUCUACAUUUCCUUUUUCAAAGGCCGGUUUGUUGGUUACCCUGGCAACUACUACACGCUCUUGGGAAUACGGAAUGAGGAUUGCGGUGCUGGGGGCUGUCUCAUUGAACUGGCCCAGGAGCUACUGGUCAUCAUGGUGGGAAAACAGGUCAUCAACAACAUUCAGGAGUUUAUCAUGCCAAAACUAAAGUCUUGGUGGCAGAAGCGCAAGAUCCAUCCUAAGGUUAGAGCUGAAGAUGAGAAGGGGAAAGAGGGAGGACCGACACAGGAUACUGCACCCUGGGAGACCGACUAUGAGCUCCUGCUGUGUGAGGGACUGUUCGAUGAAUAUCUGGAAAUGGUGCUGCAGUUUGGCUUCAUUACCAUCUUUGUGGCAGCAUGUCCACUUGCCCCACUGUUUGCCCUGAUCAACAACUGGGUAGAGGUGCGUCUGGACGCGCAGAAGUUUGUGAGUCAGUACAGACGGCCCGUAGCCGAGAGGGCUCAGGACAUUGGAAUCUGGCUGGACAUCCUACAAGUUAUCACCUACGUUGCUGUCAUUAGUAAUGCCUUCCUGAUAGCUUUCACUUCUGACUUCCUGCCUCGCCUCUACUACCGCUACAACAAUGAUGGAAACCUUCAGGGUUAUGUUAACUUCACCCUGGGUACUUCCCCAAGCAACUUUAACACCAACAACACACAAUGCAGCAUGUUGUGUUCUUCAUCGGUCGUUUGAUUGACUUCAUGGUCCCUGAUAUACCUGAGGAUGUGGAGAUCAAAAUUAAGAGAGAGCACUACAUGGCCAAGGAGGCCCUGGCUGAGAACGAGGCUUUGGGUAAGGUUGUCGUCCUAGUUGAAAAGGAGAAUCUGUCCACUGAGUUGCGACGCAGAGCCAAACCUCAAACUUCCACAGCGUCUCCACCCCGGGAGAGCAACUCACCACCACCCUUACUGAAUCCAAUCCCAGAGGACCCAGACAGAUCACCGCUCUAACCCCUGACCUCCCCAGGGGUCGUUUGGACGCCAGCUCAAGGUCACAUGAUGGAGUGAUGAGAUGUAUUUUUCAGCUCUGUGUUUCUAACAAACUUCAGUGACAUGGACAGGUACAGUCAUAACUGUAAGACUGAGGAAAAGGCAAAUAACAGUCCUUACUCAGGACUGACUGCAGUGAGAUUGAGGCUUUGCAUUGUGCUUACCCAUAUUGAGCAGCAGUAUACCCCCCACUCUAACCAUGCAGCAAAUGUGUGGACUACUAGAGAACUGUGACUAGACUAGUCUUUCAAAUGAAUCGUUAAACGGGAGUCCUGAAUCUGUGGUCAUAGAAAAUUCCAUUGCAGUUAUUGCAAGAAUUUAGGGUGAUAACCCCAGUGUCUUGGCCAAAUUCUCAACCUGGCCCCAUUCAAUCAUGACCACCUAUUCAUCCCCCUGAUUCCCAAUUGGCAUAUAUCACUCCUCACCUCUCCACCAUGAUAGCUGAUGUAUGGUGAGUGUUCUGGCACAAAAUGGUUGCUGUGCAUCGCCCAAAUGGGUGCUACACAUUGGUAGUGGAAGAGGUGAGUUCCCCUCUUUAAUAUGUAAAGCAUUACACAAAUCCAAUCAAUCAAUUACUACUAGAGAAAUGUGUAUCUUUCGGUGUAGCUGCUCAGUCCUUAAUUAUAGUCUUGCAGUUCAGUCCCCCCCCCCCCCCC